GAUUAGCGACAGGGGUGGAGGAAUACCCCACCAUCUUGUAGGCCGAGUUCUUGAAUAUAACUUCACAACUGCAAAUAAGGAGAAUAUGUCUGAUCCAGAGCAGCAAGAGGGUGUCUUCUCAAACAUGAUGGAAGCAGUUAAUCCUAAUCCAGCUGGUGGCCCCAUGCAUGGAUUUGGGUUCGGCCUUCCCACUUCUAGAGCCUAUGCAGAGUACAUGGGAGGCAGUUUGGAAAUCCAAGCCAUGCAAGGUAUUGGAACGGAUGUGUAUUUGCGGAUGCAGCAUAUAAACAGUCAAGCUGGUUCCUUCCGGAUUUAAGUAGAAAUUAAUAAUGCAUUACUUAGAAAUAUGGAAUACUGAAUUUCAAACACAUGUUGUGGUAGGGAGAGUAGAGUAAUAUUUCUAAUGCUAGCAUGAUUAAAGAUUAGAAGAUUAAAAUGUCAAUGGAAUGCAACAAAAACAGAUAAGAAACUUAAUUUCAAAUCAAAUAGCUAGACAAAAAGAAGUAGAGGGGUUUCAGUUUUUGGUAAAAUUAAACUAAAUAAGUUAACAGUUUUAUCAUUGGGGCCCUUUAGGUAGAACUGAAGCCUUGGUGAACAUAUUUUAAUUGAAUCUAAACUUUUGAUUUAGAUUUGUUUAAAUACAUGCUUUAAGAUGCUAAUAGUACCUCAAUUAUAUCAGUAUUUGAAUAACAAUGGCAAAUCUCAUACAUAAGUAUUUAUUUAUUGCAUAUGACCACCUACUUACCAGUAUUUAUAGUGUGAAUGCAUCUUUUUAAAACAAAGCUAAUGAAUAUGUUUUGAAUGGAGAAAUUACUUCUGCAUUGUUUUCUAGCAGAUGGCGUGUUUUUGGAUAAAUGGAUGUUUGUCCAUAUUAGUGUAUUGACUUGUUGAUGGAAUUUGAGCUAAUGAUAUCAUGGUCUCUGAAACAUAUAUAAUAGUAUUGGUUAAAUAAGUUUUAUAUGUUUAUAGCCUGCAUGUAGCAAGUACUGAGAGCAUUUUUAUGAGUCUUCCAGAUAAGAUACCUGAUAGAUUACCAACAUUUGAAAAAUAAAGUAUAAAGCAGUUAUAUAACAGAUCAUGCUUGUUGAUAGAUUUAUAUCAUUAUUGUGAUAGAACUUAAAAGGAAGUAUUGAAAAAAAUCUUUGUUUAGUGGUGAAAGUAAGACAUCAUGGAAAGUUUUCCUUCAUUAUAAAGACCUCAGAAAUGAGAAUUUACUGUUGUGUAUUAUUAGAUAGAAGGAUAGCAAUAUUUAGUAGAAGACAAAGAUGUCAGCAUCACAUAAUAAUGGAUGAAUAGCAUUAUUGAAUAGUGCUUGAAUAAGUUUAUAGCUGGGACUUGGGUUAAACAGUCCUUUUCUGUAUCCUGGUUGACUGUGUAAUGUGCAACUCACUGCUAUAGCCAAAGCUUUCUAAGUGAAGAAGGAAGUCCAACUUUUAAUGUGUUAAUCCAAGGAUUAGACUUCAUAUUAGGUUGAACAAAUCACAAAUUCAUGCUUCUUCAUUGUAAUUCCAAAUAGAGUGUAAUCCGAUAAAGUUAAUGAAGAGAC
This is a messenger RNA of Penaeus monodon (black tiger shrimp), 1546 nucleotides long. RefSeq names its product 3-methyl-2-oxobutanoate dehydrogenase [lipoamide] kinase, mitochondrial-like. Gene Ontology annotation, biological process: protein phosphorylation; regulation of glucose metabolic process. Gene Ontology annotation, molecular function: pyruvate dehydrogenase (acetyl-transferring) kinase activity. The record is from RefSeq and is a predicted model, not a curated record. NCBI's taxonomy places the organism in Eukaryota, Metazoa, Arthropoda, Malacostraca, Decapoda, Penaeidae. Gene Ontology annotation, cellular component: mitochondrion.